Messenger RNA from Zootoca vivipara (common lizard), 6034 nucleotides. The record is from RefSeq and is a predicted model, not a curated record. NCBI's taxonomy places the organism in Eukaryota, Metazoa, Chordata, Lepidosauria, Squamata, Lacertidae.
AAAAAUGUUUCUGCGAGACCUACGUCUGAGUAGGUUUACAAAUACAGCCGAACAAACCUGCCUAUCCUAAACAAUAUAUACAGUAUACUUGGAAGGAAUUGCCGGGAAUGCAUACCGCAACCCUUGAAACUUUUCUCUGGGGGGGGGGGGCGCUGCGGAAGGUUAAAUUGAGGGCGGCUCUAGGGUGUUGCUAUUCCGAGAGGACUUGAAAGGCGCGCUGAGCGGGGAGAGGAAAGCCAGUAAGCGUGACUCCACUUCCCGCGAGGCUGGCUUGGGGAUGAAAUCACUGCGCAGGCCGCUCCCGCAGAAGAAGGAAAGGGCGGGGCCGAGCUUUUCGCCCGCGACGGGAAGGGGGGCUUCUCCUACGUCAUCCUCCCCUCCCUCCGUCCAAUGAGGCGCGCGCGUGCGGGGGCUGUAUACGUUUCAAUCCCAACGGCUGCCAGGAGAGGGAUUGAAGGAGGGAGAGGAGGAGUCUCCGGUUGCCACUCGAGCAGCUCUCGCCCGGCAGAAGGCGGGGAACUUCCAUGAGGCGGCUCUCGCCCGGCGUGGCUUCAGUUCUUGAAAGAGGGGUUCGUGGGCGACCAACGGAAGCGGGCUGCCCCUUCUAGGCGCUAUUUGGGCAUUUAUUAUCGUUCUCUCCUCCGGUCAGGAGGCAAUUUGUACGGAGAGAAGCCGCGCGGCUCCUCCCCAGCUCUGCCGGGUUUCUGCGUACGCAGACGGCUCAGGUUUUUUUGGUCCGCUGGUGUGGCGGCGGCGGGGCGGGGAUCGCCGGGUCUUGUGAAGAAGCAAAGGGAGCGAGGAGGAGGAGAAGCCUAAGCUGGGCAUGGGCGAGGGUGACGCGGCGGCCACCACCCCGUCCUUCGAGAUGACCUGGAGCAGCACCACCAGCAGUGGCUACUGCAGCCAAGAGGACUCGGACUCCGAGCUAGAGCAGUACUUCACAGCCCGCACCUCCUUCAUCCGAAAGCCCCACAAGGAGAAGGAUGAACAGAUCGACUGGGACAAGCCAGUUCUGUCCCAAACUGAGAUUGAGCAAAGGAUAAAAGAAUACAACAGUCAGAUCAACAGCAACCUCUUCAUGAGCUUGAACAAAGAUGGUUCCUACACUGGUUUCAUCAAGGUGCAAUUAAAGCUGAUACGGCCUGUCUCAGUACCUGCCAAUAAGAAGGCGCCCUCUAUCCAGGACACCAGGAAGUGCUCCUCACGCAGCCAGGCAGUAAAGCGGCGCACCUCAUUCUACCUACCCAAGGACACAAUCAAGCACCUGCAUUUAAUUUCUUGUACACGUGCCAGUGAGGUCAUUGAAGCUCUGCUGAAGAAAUUCAUGGUAGUUGACAAUCCCCGCAAGUUUGCUCUCUUUGAGAGAACAGAAAAGGAUGACCAAGUAUAUCUCCGCAAGCUUUCUGAUGAGGAGCAGCCCCUGCGUCUCCGGCUACUAGCUGGCCCUAGUGAAAAAGCACUGAGCUUUGUCCUGAAGGAAAAUGAAACUGGAGAAGUCAAUUGGGAUGCCUUUAGUAUGCCUGAGCUACAGAACUUCCUGCGUAUCUUGCAGCGUGAAGAGGAGGAGCAUAUUCGACAGAUCCUGCAGAAAUAUUCCCAUUGCCGCCAAAAAAUGCAAGAGGCUCUAGCCACCCGCACACCAGGUUGACGAGGUGCUCCAUCCCAGACCCAGCACUCCAGUAAAUAUAAGAUGCCAGAUGCAGAGAAGUGGUGGAGCCAAGAAGACUACGAGUGAAGCGAUCCUGCGAUUGUGUGGGUUGAAUGUAUCUCUGGAGGGGCGUAGGGUGGGAAGGGACAACCGGGGUUUGUGAGCCCGUGACUGGUGCAUGUGUGUGUGCUCUCCAUGGAGUGAGUGGUUAAUAGAGAUGUUGCAUGCAUGAUGCGAUGGGAUCAGUUGGGGAAGUAAGGAAGUGCCUGUGGGAUGUGUUUGAAGAUGAAAAUUUGAGUAGCCUUGCUACAACAGCUACUUUCAAAGUGCCAGGAUGCUAAUGCCACUUUUAUACCUACAGUGUGUCCAAUUGAGGUUUAUGUGGACUUGGUGUAAAGAUCACUUGAGAUUUAACAUAAGCAAAAUAAAUCAAAGUGGCCUCAAACUCUGAUGUAUUCCCAAGAAGGGAGGUGGCCUUAGCAAGCACCUUCCUUCAAAAUACCAUUUUUGUAUUUCUAUCAGAAUCAAACUUUGAAGCCCCAUGGAUUGUUCAAUUAUGUUCAAUUAUGUCUUUAUUUGCCGAGAUUGAUACUGAUUCAUGUAACAGUAAGACUGCUAGCAGAAUGGAACUACCUGCCUUUAUAGACUUUGAUCAGACUGUGGUCAUACAAAACAAUGAAGAAAAACUUUGUUGACUCCUAUCUCAGAUGGAUCUGAAUGGGAGUCAAGAGUAAUGGAACCAGAAUUAAAAAAUGCCAAAGGAAACUGAUUAGCAGAACCCAAAUAAAAGGCAGAGUUCCUGAUUAUUUUUCUGAUACACAGGAAAGGGCAUGCAGACCAAAAUGCACCAUAAUUGCAAUACAAAUAGUAUCUAGAAAUGAUAUUUGGACUAUGGUUGAUUCCGCAGAAAAAAGGACUAUAAAAAACAAUAUAAUAUAGAAUAGUAUGAUAAGAGCAGUGAUCAAGGACCCCCAAAUAAUCCAUGGAAGAAGGAACAGAGAGACACUUUUUAUUGCCCAGACAGAAUUUAUUUGUCUCUAGUUAUUAAAAAUCUGAAAACCAGGGGUAUAACAUCAUCAGGAUUCAGGUUUCUCUUCUGCUGAAGGCAACCAUAGCUUUGGCCACCCUCCUUUAUAUGUUGCAAUCUCUCAAUGGGCAUGCAUGAGAGGCAUUGGUGUCUGUCUUGAAAGGCAACCUUGACUUGGGCACGACCUGGCAGGAAAUAAAACUGUCUCUGUUUAGUAGUUGAACUUCCUUGGUGGAGGGGGUAUUUGUACUGCAAUAAGUGUUUUGUUCUUUUAAAGUCCGAAACACUCUGAAACACUCUCCAGACCCAGGCAUCCAAAGGAAAAUGGACCUCCUAGUCUUGGCUGACCCUUCUGGAGAGUAGUUUUUAAAUUCAGGACUGUCUUGUUAUUUGUCUUGAGAAUCCAAUGGAUUAAAAACCUUGGGGGCUCAGGUUAUGAAUGGUGCUGCUUGUAUACAAAUCAAUAAAAGAUUCAGGGGUGAGAAAUGCAUGGUGUAAUAUGUGUUUGAGAACUACUUCUUUGUUGGGACAAUAAGGUCAUUCCACAGUCGAUAAACUAGAGAAAAGUGGAAAUUGAAGAAUUGAUGCUUUUGAAUUAUGGUACUGGAGGAGACUCUUGAGAGUCCCUUGGACUGCAAGAAGAUCAAACCUCUCCAUUCUGAAGGAAAUCAACCCUGGGUGCUCACUGGAAGGACAGAUCGUGAAGCUGAGGCUCCAAUACUUUGGCCACCUCAUGAGAAGAGAAGACUCCCUGGAAAAGACCCUGAUGUUGGGAAAGAUUGAGGGCACUAGGAGAAGGGGACGACAGAGGACGAGAUGGUUGGACAGUGUUCUCGAAGCUACGAACAUGAGUUUGACCAAACUCUGGGAGGCAGUGCAAGACAGAAGUGCCUGGCAUGCUCUGGUCCAUGGGGUCACGAAGAGUCGGACACGACUAAACAACAACAACAUAAGUGGAAAAUGCAGUUCUCCCACUAAGACUACUUCUGUUUUGUGCUCCUAACUUUGGCCCUUUGCCACCCAUCACUCAGAUUUCAACAAGGACAUCCAACAGUUGGUGUGAAAUCAAAAUACAGAUAUAUGAUAGAUUAGGGUCAAGUCAGGGUCCACCAUAACUUUGAAUUACAGCAUCCUAGGAUGGUUUCAGUUUGGUGUAGAUGCCAAUGAGAGAAUCUCUAAAAUGCAUUCCUUAUUUUUCAAAACAUUUUCUGUUGCUAAUUGCCCCUUCUGAUACCCAAACUAUAUUUCCAAGCAAAAAGCAGUUUGUAUUAAGGUGACUAUUAACUCUGGAAUUGAAGCAGAAUAGGUGACCCCUAAACAUAAUGCCUUGCUUAGAACAGAGAGUUGUUGAGCCCUCACAUACAUACAGGACAUCACAUACAGAAGAUGUUGAUGCAGUUCUGUAAAUCCAUGUAUUUAUUGGUUAAUAAGCCUAUUCUAUCUCCCACAACUGCCUUGGUGCCUGCUUCCAAUAAUGUUGUCAGGUACGUUGGAAUCCACAAGCCAUUUGUAUUUAUUUCAUUUUGCAGAUUUAUAAACACUUCAUGUCCAAAGGUACAAUAAGAUAAAAUAUAAAAAUACAUUCGAAAAACAAUAGAACUAUUUCUUUUUCAUACCUUGCAGUUCAGACCUAGGCAGGAUAGUGUACUGUACUUAACAAAUGUCAUCUGCAAAACAAAAACCCUGUGUGGCUGCUGGCUACCAAAGUGGUCUGCUGAAGCCACAGCAGACUGCCCAUAAACCCCAGAAUAUCAUAGAGGCUCCCUAAGCACCAGACACAGUGUCAUCCAUACCUCAGUGCCGCAAAGGCACGUUUUUUUCCCCCUUGUCAAAUUGUGGCCAUACAAUUCCUCUGUACUUAAUGGUUUGCUCUUUGUCAAGCUUGUGGGUUGGGCGCCAUCCUGGCAAAAUUUAUUUUUCAGUCAAAUAAUUUGUGAAUUAGAUUUUUAUAUCCAAAGCAUGGGUCAUUGUGCAUGUGAUUCUCACAAAACUCUUCAAUACAUCUCCGUUUUCAACAACAGGAAAAUGUAUGCUGUGAAAGGAGUUACCCAGUUCAAGAACGACUGAACUGGAUUUGUUUGUCCUUACUAGUGAUGUCAUAGCCAAAUCAUGCUAUAUAGUAUCGUAUGAACGUCGUAGGAGCCUGCUGGAUGAGGUCAAUGGCUCACCUAGUCUAGCAUCUUCUGACAGUGGCCAACCAGAUGGCUGUGAGAAACCCACAAGCAGGAUUUGUGCUCAAGAGUACUCUCCCCUCCUGUGGUUUGUAGGAACUGGUUGGUAUUCAAAAGCAUUACAGCUUCCAAAAUGCAUAGCUGUCAACCCUCCCUUUUUUUUUGCGGGAAACUCCCUUAUUCCAAGCCCCAGCUGUCAACCUUCCCUUUUUUUGCUGGAAAUUCCCUUAUUCCAGCACUGUUUCCCACUGCUAUCCUGGUUUGUUAGAUAUACUGUAGUCUGUCCCCAGGACAGGUGAGGCUGCUGAUCCCUUAUUUUCAAAUCCGAAAGUUGACAGCUAUUCCAAAAUGACAUCAUUCAUUAUGUGGUUCCCAUUUCAGGUUGGUUUCCCUGUGUGAUUCAUAUGGUAUUAUCAAGCUGACAACCCAGUGUAAGAGGGGGAGAUGUAAAAGAUCAAGGGGGGAAAUGCCAGUGAAUAGGAAUUUGUGCAUAACUUAGGGGAUGAGGGAUACAUUCUGCCUCUGAAAUAAACUUUCGGCCUAAAGAUCAAAAGAGGUGAAUUUUUAGUGCAGCCCUAAUAACUGAGGGGAGAGAGAGAGGAAGACAGCUGAUAAUUUUGUUUACAUCUCAACCUUAAAUAUAUUUUCAUGGAUGCAGUUUGUAUUGUUCUGGAAAUAGAAAUUGGCUUAUAUGUGCAAUUGCUAUGUUUCCCCAAACACUGCAUCACACUGCACCUGUUCAUAAACAUGUUAGUUAGGAAUAAGUCCCAUUGCCUUGAGGUAUGUUUUUUCAGCAUUGCAGCAUAAAAUCAUAUAUAAAAGUGUAACAGAAAUUGGAAGUGUACCAGUGAGGCCAUUGAAGCUGAAUUUCUUGAAUGACAGUUUCUUUUUACCAGAAAGGUAAUUUGUUUGGAAACCAGCUCACAUACUGAUCUCCCUACUUGCAUCAGUCUGCUUGUAGUAGCAUUUUCAUUAAUGGAGGUCCUUCCAUCCUAUUGCCACUUGCUUAGAGGUGUGUUUGAACUGCAGUUUUCAGCACUGGAUUCCGAUGGAGGAAGUAUAGCUGUCGGUCUCAUUCGUCCUAUUGCGAAUAUGGAUCCUCCCCCCCCCCACUCAGUCUCGCCCUACACAUGCAGCGCUCUCUCACCUCCACAGGAGAGCGGAAGUUGCGUCACACCGCUGCCCCGC